Microstroma glucosiphilum is the source of this 4795-nucleotide messenger RNA. RefSeq lists its product as hypothetical. Gene Ontology annotation, cellular component: SCF ubiquitin ligase complex. The record is from RefSeq and is a predicted model, not a curated record. Gene Ontology annotation, biological process: SCF-dependent proteasomal ubiquitin-dependent protein catabolic process. Gene Ontology annotation, molecular function: protein binding. The coding region runs from base 453 to 4496 and encodes 1347 amino acids. The transcript has a single exon. NCBI's taxonomy places the organism in Eukaryota, Fungi, Basidiomycota, Exobasidiomycetes, Microstromatales, Microstromataceae.
GCACUGCCCACUGCCCGCCCCCGCCCCGCUCGCCCAGCUGACCGACGGCGCAUUCUGGCUGGGCCUUGGUCCCCGGCGCAGAGGCGACCCUCGGACCCCCAAGCACCCCUAGCUUCGUCUUUGGUCUACCAACCCUACCACCACCCUUUCCCGCACACACCUUAUCGCUGCUGCUCGGCAGGUCGCCGUCGAAAGUAGCUUCGCGCUUCACGCUCGUCUGCCUGAGAGGCAAGCCCGCCCACCAGGCCCAUUGCCUUUCACACCACAACUGGCUGAGAUAGCGCCGCGGUCGCCUAUCUUCCUGGGCUAUAAGGUACAGCAGGGCCCCUCGUUCCCAGUCGCCUCGCAAUCCCAUCCCUUCUAUUCGGCACAGUCCGAAUUCGCAGCACUUCUUUGGUAAUACCGUUCACUCUCACCGCAUCUAAGCAGCACCGAUAGUCCCCUGGACCAGCAUGGCAGCAGCACCUCGCACUGCAGGGGCCGAUCACCCGAAUCUCGCCGCCAGUAUGGACCCUCAGAGCUCCCAAAGUAGCCCCGAUGAGGCUUUCCCUUUCCCUAGUGGGAAUAGCAGUGCAGGCAAUGCCCGUACCGGAGCUUUGACCUCCUCAACUGGCAAAGAGCGGUCUGAAGCUCUGAGCUCCCAGCACCUCACAAUGGCCAAGAGCACACGUCCUCGACAACGUACAGCUUCCGAUGGCCUUCUGGACGACCUCUUCUGUGAUCCCGCCGCCGGGCACGACGGCUCAAUUCCCACUUCGGAAAUCCCAGAUGAGCUGUAUAGCCCAAGCGAAGGCAAGAUGACUCCUGUCUCUCCUUUCUUCCCUCGAGAGGGCUGGGCGAUCAUGGGCCAAUCCCCUGCCCGACAUCACAGACGUCGAUCAUCGUAUGCCAUGUCCAGCCACACUCGCGGCACAUCGUCCUUUGGUGCUGCUAGUGACUUGGACUACUUUGGCAGCAGCUCCUUUGCCAGCACCGCACCUACCAGCGUUAAGUCGAUGUCUCCGGUCCGGGGCAAGGGUUGUUUACAAGUCUCGCAGUCAGGGCAAGAGAAUGAGGCAUACGUGUAUGAAACAACAAGUACAAGUGCACAUCAAAGCAUGGCGGAGCAACAUAUGCCAGGCAGCAGUCAGAUCCUCGACGAUAGACACAUAGGUUCUGAGGCUGAGAGAGCAGCAGAUGAGGGACAUCCGACAGAGCCAGCCCUACUUUCUGUCCCUUCAGAUCAGUCUCUUCCCAUCGAUGUCACUUCAUAUGGUGCGGGAUCAAGUUCUUCACAUAUUGAGCAUGAGUCACCUGUACCAACCCACUCAGAAAGUAUCGCCAGAGUCUCAGCUACGAGCGACGACGCUCGCAGACAGUCUGUAAGGCUACCGCGAUCGGACUCUGCUCCAUUGUUGUUCGCCAGUGAGCCUGGAAUCACUGUAUCUCGGGCGUCAACCCCCGCUCAUCCCACCUUCGAGCGGUCAAUCACGCCCGGAGGUGAGAUCGAGGCCAUGACUUCCUACGAUCAAGCGCGCUCUUCACCAAGACGACCUGACAGGACACGACCAUUUGUCAGGUCUCUCACCGAGCGUCCUUCGUUCUUAAAGCCGUCUUUCUGGCGCAAGGAGACUCACGCCUCCAUUCGGGCCGCAGAGUCACGGACCUGGAGGUCCACACCACCCUCUUUGGAUGACCGCCGCCCUUCCACUCCAUCCUCUCUGCGCUUCAGUCGAGCCACUUUUCGGAGAGCACCCUCUGUCAGUAGUAGCGGCUCAUCCUCCAGACGAUUUUCGGCAGCUGCCAAGUCGCUCUUCACUCGUUCCGAAUCUCGCUCCUCGGAAGGGUCAAGAGCAGUGCUCAACACCGACGUUGCUUCCGAGAGUGUGUCAAGGCCUCAAGUGGCCGAAGGCAAAUCUCUAGUCAGUCCAGCUGCCCCUGUCGAGGCUGUUGUCCCCUCACACCUCCUUGCCAGUCGCCGGCCAACAUUACUCCGCGCUGCCGUGUCUUCGCCGUUGGGCGCAUCGACUGCCGUCACACCCUUGAACUCAGCCGGAGCGAAAUCAGAGCGCGAUGUGAAGCUGGACAACUUUGGUGUCCUUCCCCGAGAGCUUCAAGUGCACAUUCUGACAACAUUGAUCAAGCUCCACGUCUCCGAGCAGGAGAAGAACAUCGCUCGAGGGCUAUAUCGAGGCCAUCGUGCCCGUGAGACAAAGUACGUCGGACUUGAAGCUGCUAUGAAGGAGCUGAUCAGACUCAGUCGUGUGAGCAAGUCUUGGAUGGCACUUGCUCUCGAUGGUCAACUUUGGACAGAGCUCAAGACACUAGCGCUACCUGGGCUGUCCCGAGCCGGACUCCUGAAGCUGGCCCAAAGUGCGGGCUCAUUUGUGCGAGAGAUCGAUGCGACUGGCAUGCGGGACAUGAACAACGCCAACCUCAGCGCCUUGACGGGUCAUUUGCGUGGUCGUAGCGGUGCUGGUCAUGCCUCAACAGGCCUGUCGUAUUCGACGGUGACCAAUCUGACGUGCAUCAGCCUUCGCGGACUGCAAAGCAUCAGUACAUCAACACUCAACUAUCUGCUGUCGAAUUCGCCCUAUCUCAUCUCCGCUCACCUAAGCGAUCUCGCUGCAGUGACCAACGACACUUGCAUAGAGCUUGCUCGAUGCUGCCCUCAGCUGCAGGUCCUGGAUGUAUCCAGGUGUGUCAAUGUAGAUGGAGAGGGGCUGGAAUAUUUGCAGCACCUCACGUAUCUUCAAGUCAUCAAGGCGACCGGCAUCAAGCAGCUGGACGCGACGGUAAUGGGCAACCUUGCACGCUCCCUGACCUGUCUGCAGACCCUCGAUCUCAACUACUCAGACCUGACAGACGCCUGUCUCUCUGCACUGACCGAGCAUGCAGGGCCUGCCAGCAGUCACGCAAGGGCUGAUUCUAGAGCCUUCUUUGAGCUUACUGCGUCUCAGUCAAGGAGCUCAGGAAAAGAUCGCCAGUACAGAGCUCUCUUGCCUGCCCUGAAGCAUCUCGCCGUCUCCUCCACUCUGAUCACCGAUCGAGGGCUGCUCUCUUUAGCCUAUGGUGCCGUGCCACACCUGGAAGUCCUGGAGAUAGCUCACAAUCGAGGUAUUAGGGAUGGUGGUCUCGUGACCCUGUUGACAUCGGCGCCUUACAUUCGUAGGCUAGACUUCGAAGGUCUAAUUGAGAUCUCCGACAAGACCCUCAAAGCAUUGACUCCCACUGACGAGGCUGAUGGUGGUGCUUCGCGGCGACGUGCAAAACAGGCUGGUCCUUUACCUGGUUCGCAACUCACCCAUCUUCUCCUGUCGCAGUGUCGUCGUCUGCACACAGGGCCUAUGAUUGCCUUGAUCAAGGCCUGCCCCAAUCUGCACCAUCUUGAAGUCGACGACACGGGCAUGGACGAUGCCUUUGCCCUGCGCUGUCUCAAGCAAAUGUCGGCCAAUUCGCGACUACGACUUCAGCAGCAGCAGCAGGCGGAUGCCGAUGCGAAAGAGCAGGCUUCCUCGUAUUGCCUAUCCAUGAUCGACUGUAGAAUCCUCACAAGACCAGGCUGUAAUGCCAUGCUAGCCACUAAUGUCGUCCGUCCCAGACUCGGGCGGAGGGGCUUCCGAUACAACCCCUUCGAGUACGGAGAUUGCGAUCGACCUCCCCCCUCGCUCCUCCUCGAUCCUUCUGCCAACAAUGCAAGCUUCUCGACGACGGAGCAGACGGCCAAGAUGCUCGAAGACGAAUGCAAUGAGGAGCGAGUAUGCGUAAAGACGUUUUGGUUCUGGCAAGCCAUCGACGCUAAAGAGCGCAAGUUGCGCAAGAGGGAGAAGAAGUCGAUGAUGGGCAGGAAGAAGAUGCUGCUCAUCGGCGGCGGCGGUGGUGAUGGUGGUGCUGCCAACGGUCGCAGUGGUGGCAGGAAUGGGAGUGGAAGUGGAAGUGGGAGUGGGUCCUCUUCGCCUUUGCGCGAAAAUGGUUCAGAGGGAUUCAACGGGACGGAGAGUGCCGUCAGAGGACUCAGCAGAGCACUUCUCGGCGGGGGCAGCGGCAGCGGCAGUGGUCAUGGCAACGGCAACGGUAACGGUAUUGUUAAUGGGGCUGGCUACGGCUUAGGUUUCUCCCGAGGCAAUCGUCUAGGCACCGACGGUCGUGUCACACCUGGUCUCAACGGCAAUGGUGCUCGAGGCCGAGCUGCGGCUCAUGCGCAACUUCAAGCCGAAGUCCUCGCAAUGGACAAUCAAGGGGAGCGCACAAUUCCCAAUCCAAACCCGCUGCUGCGCUGGUCUCGUCUGGCGAGUGGACUAUUUGCUGCUCCUUCUUCCCCACCUUCCCCCUUUCCUGAAGAGGGAGAAGGGGAAGGAGGACGAGGAAUGGGACAGCGCCUUGGAGAGGAGGAUAGACAGGGUGGUGGUGAUGUUGAUGUUGAUGGUGAUCAUGAGGAGGGAGAAGAAGGAGGAGGAGGAGGUGCUGGUGGAGGAGAAGCUACACGAGGAGAGCAGGCUCUCUGUGUGAUCAUGUAGUAAUGGGGGGAGAUGACGAUGAUGAAGGCAAAGGCGAAGGCGACGAAGAUGAUGAUGAUGAUGAUGAUGAUGAUGAUGAUGAUGAUGAUGAUGAUGAUGAUGAUGAUGAUGACAUGGUGAUGAUGACGAAGACGACGACGACCCCCCUCCCCCUCAGCCCCACCAGGGGCAAGCAACGCCCACGCCCACCUACAGCCAGACCCAUCCUCAGAAACAAGAACUCCUGGAUCCUUUUCUCCUGUCUUACCAAACCUCCAUGUAUCUCCGUGUACCCUUUUUCACGAUCCUCCCCACUCUAC